AUGAAAGGUUCAUGGCUCGCCUUGCGGGAAAAAGCGUCUUCUAGCUCAAUUGCGCUUCAAUCAAAUACGCCAAAACGAGACUCAGCCAUAGACAGCAAUCAGCCCCAUAGCAUCCAGGGACACACGGACAAGGCGCAAGACCUACGAUGGUCUCUUUCUCCAUCGAACAUUUAUUUGCGAGAUCUGACGCCGGCUGAGCAGAGGACGGGUAUACUUUCUCUUCUGCCACAGCAGCUCGCGCGCAGACAACUUGCUACCAAAACCAUCCUCGAUGGUGUAUCCGCAGACAUUGUUGCUGGGAGUCUUACAGCUAUAGUUGGGGGCUCCGGCAGUGGCAAGACAACCCUGCUUGACACUAUUUCACAACGGGUCAAAACAAGUCGAAUCGAUGUUUCGGGCUCUGUGUACUACAACACAUCACUUCUGAGCUUCCAUAAGGGUACCAAAGCUCACAUCAAUGUGCCGUACGCCUUACAAGAUGAUGUACUCUUGCCACAGCUGACAGUUCGCGAGACCCUCACGUACGCUGCCGCUUUGAGGCUGCCAUCUUCGGUGACACAUAAAGAAAGAUCUCAGCGAGUCAACCAUAUCCUUGAAGAUCUCGGCCUUGCACAGUGUGCCGACACAAGGAUUGGGGACAGUUUGCACAAAGGUUGUAGCGGUGGUGAAAGACGACGAACUACAAUUGCCAUACAAUUGCUUACGGACUCCUCGGUUCUGUUCCUGGACGAGCCUACAACAGGCUUGGAUGCUGCUGCUGCUUUCCAGCUUGUGAAGGUGCUAAGGCGUCUGGCCCAUACGGGCAGGACCAUCGUUAUGACCAUACAUCAACCUCGCUCGGAGAUGUGGGAGUUGAUAGACAAUCUAAUUGUAAUGAGUCAGGGAAAAACUGCCUACUCAGGUUCUAAAGAUGCAUGCCUCGGACAUUUCGAACAGGCUGGCCACGAGAUUCCUUUGUUUGUCAAUCCCUUCGAGUUUGUCAUGGACAUAACUGCAAUCGACAACCGAACACGUCAACUUGAGUCCAAGUCGAGAGCACGUACUGAUGCUUUGACGCGUCUGUGGAAGCAAAAAGCUGCGCAGUUGUACGCUACCCAGCCCAAAGAGAAUCCCGACCAACCUUCGUGGGAUACAACGGCUCUCUUCGAACAGUCGAAUCACCAUGUUUCGGUCAUGCAACGGACAAGGGUCCUUACUCUCCGCACAUGGAAAGUGACCUGUCGCGACCGACUAGGCGUCUUCGCCAGCAUCAUUGAGGCCAUAACCAUGGGAGUCGUCACGGGCUGGAUUUUCUACGACGUCGGAAGCGAUCUUUCGGGGAUUCGUUCUAGAGAAGGAGCCAUGUGGUCAGCUGUCGGCCUUCAGGGUUACCUGGUGCUGAUCUUUGAGACAUAUCGACUCACGAACGACAUCAAGGUAUUUGACCGAGAACGGCGAGAAGGUGUGUCUUCCGCACUUGCAUUUGUGGCCAGUAGACGAAUGGCUCGCGCGCUACUAGAGGAUAUUCCGGUUCCCUUGAUAUACUCAACACUCCUGUACUUUAUGGCAGGCUUCCGCCACGACGCAGUUCAAUUCUCGGUCUUCUUUGCGCUUGUCGUGAUGCUGCACUACGCCGCAGUCAACGUGGCCACGAUAUGUGUCGCGUUGAGCCGCAAUUUCCAGAUAUCCUCGCUGAUCGCGAACACGAUCUAUACCGCCCAGUCGAUGGCUUGCGGCUUUUUCAUCAACACCUUGGAAAUCGCUAUCUGGUUGCGGUGGACUAAGUGGAUAUCUUACUUGUUUUAUGCAUUCGGUGCCUUGUGCGUCAACGAGUUUGCUGGCCAUGUCUACGACUGCCCAAGCUCUCUCGGUACUCUGAACUCUGCUGCUUGCAAGGAAUACGAUGGCGACUUCAUUUUGCAGUCGCUGAAUAUACCUCAUACCUGGCUGAGGAGAAAGCUGCUUUGGAGCCCUAUCCUGGCUACAUCGGCUUUUACAGUGCUGUUCUUGUUCAUAGCCAUCCUCGUCCUCCACUUCAACCACAACGAAGUUCAGGUUUCUCGACAGGUCGGCACCGACAAUGAUUACCUGGCGGAAAAUGUCCGGCUUCGUGACGAGCAGGCGAAGCGAAUGACCACCGUGACAUUACAGCAGAUAUCCCUGGGCUUUGAGCAAAAACGGAUCUUGCGGAAGAACAAUUAUCGGCCGGUCGUUGGGAAGACGAGCCUGCUGAACUGUAUGGCCCGAAGAGUGCACGAUACUGCAACCACGAAAUGGCACCAAACUGGAGAGAUGCUCUUCAAUGGUGCCAGCGUGUCGGGUGCCGUGCUCCGAUCUGCUUCCUCCUACGUUGUCCAAGACGACGAGGGAUUGCUCGCUUUCCUGACCGUUCGCGAAACACUACAUUAUGCCGCGCUUAUGCGACUCCCGAAGUGGAUGUCCGCAACACAGCAAAUUGACCGUGCCGAAUCGCUCAUAGCAAACCUCGGUCUGAAGCAGUGCGCCGAUACGAUGGUCGGUAACGAACUGUGUCGAGGUAUCAGCGGCGGCGAGAGGAGAAGGCUGUCUAUAGCAAUUCAAAUCCUUGCCGAUCCUCUUGUCCUGUUUCUGGAUGAGCCGACUUCCGGACUAGACACGGUCACCGCAGCCUCCACAAUUGACGUACUUCAAGGCCUCGCCAGCGAAGGCCGCACUAUUAUUUUCACCAUUCAUCAGCCUCGGUCGGAAUGGCUGAAACGUUUCGAAACGGUUCUUUUGCUUGGGAAAGGAGGAGAGGUUGCCUAUACAGGACCGACGUCGUCCAUGCUCGACCACUUCCAGCGAUUGGGUCACGAGUGUCCUCAACAUCAGAAUCCGGCUGAUUUCGUCCUUGACCUAACCACUCUAUGCGCACCUGCUACCCCGACGAAGACUCCAACCCGUCUGUUGAUGCAGAUAGACCCAGACGAGCCUCACCAGCCCCCGAUCUUGACGCCAGCACAUCUUGGCACGUAUGCCCGUGAGCCGCUCGGAUUCGCCCGUGCACUCUCUCUGCUUCUACGCCGGGAGCUCACCAACAUCACCCGCCAGCCGGUUCUGGCCAUGGGCCGAGUCUCACUCUUCGUCGGCGUCGCCCUCAUCCUCAUCUGCUACGCCACCCCACUCAAACACGACUACUAUUCCGUACAAUCACGCAUGGGUUGCGUCCAACAAAUCACAGCGCUAUACUUCGUCGGCAUGUUGAACGCCAUCGCGCUGUACCCUGCACAACGUGAACUAUUCUACCGCGAAGACGAGGACGACCUGUACUCUCUCGAAGCGUUCUUCGUCUCGUAUUCGAUCCUCGAGAUCCCCAUAGAGAUCUUGUCGGCCUUGCUUUUCGGCGUCGUCACCGUGCUCGGCGUCGGCUUUCCACGAACGCCGUCUUUGGUGUUUAUCUUCGCGUUCAACGCCUUUUGCGUGGUCAACUGUGGGGAGAGUCUCGCCAUCCUCCUCCUGACGUUCAUAUCGCAUGCCGGCAUGGCAGUGUCUCUAUGCUGCAUCUUGAUUUCCAUCAGCGUGCAUCUUACGGGCAUCAUCGCCAUAACGAUCCCCGGAUUUCUAGGUGCGCUGAACUACGUCUCGCCGCUCAAAUGGUUGAUCGGGAAUAUCACGCCUUACAGCCUCCGCGGAGUCACGUUCACUUGUACUCAGGCGCAGCGAUUGCCGAAUGGGCGAUGUCCGAUCGAGACUGGACAGCAGGUUCUGAAACUGUACCAGCAAGAACACAAUGCGCCCAUGUAUCUGGCUAUUUUGGCUGGUGUCACUGUGGGCUACAGGCUGUUGGCUUACAUGGUGCUGAAAGCGCGGCGGACACGUUGGCGCGAAUUGAUGCACAAUCUGAGGAUGACUUCUGCAUAA
Messenger RNA from Exophiala viscosa, 3858 nucleotides. RefSeq names its product ABC transporter-like protein. Gene Ontology annotation, cellular component: membrane. Lineage: Eukaryota; Fungi; Ascomycota; Eurotiomycetes; Chaetothyriales; Herpotrichiellaceae. The transcript is spliced from 8 exons. Bases 1 to 3858 code for a protein of 1285 amino acids. Gene Ontology annotation, molecular function: ATP hydrolysis activity; ABC-type transporter activity; ATP binding. Gene Ontology annotation, biological process: transmembrane transport. The record is from RefSeq and is a predicted model, not a curated record.